CCGUGGUGACAGGUCUGACUCGAAGCCCUCAAGUUAAACUCUGGAGCCGACCCCGACUCGGAAGUCCCAAGCGUACAGCUGUCGAUUAUCACACUAACUUCAGCGUGAGAGUGAUUGUGCAAUGCUGAUGGAUCUGCGGUUACUUUUAAUCGCCACGCUGUCGGCGUUCCUCGGCGGGAGUCGGGCACAGCAAGAGGGAAGCGAAUGCAUCAAGGCCAACGCACAGUCGUGCGGGGAAUGCAUCCAGGUGGCCGAGAUGUGCGGCUGGUGCACGGAUGAAAACAUCCUCACCGAGGGCCAGUCCAAGUCGGCCCGCUGCGACGACCUGGAGUCCCUGAAGAAGAGAAGUUGUGCCACGAUCGAGAACCCGCGGGGCAGCAUCAACAUCGACGAGAACAAGCCCGUCACCAACCGCAACCGGGACGUGGCGGAGAAGCUGAAGCCGGAGCAGAUCACCCAGAUCCAGCCCCAGAAGCUCACGCUGACGCUCCGAUCGGGUGAACCCCAGACCUUUGAGCUCAAAUUCAAGCGUGCAGAGGACUACCCCAUCGACCUCUAUUACCUCAUGGACCUCUCCUUCUCCAUGAAAGACGAUUUGGAAAACGUGAAGAACCUCGGCACCGACCUCAUGAGGGAAAUGCAGAAGAUCACCUCGGACUUCCGGAUCGGUUUCGGCUCUUUCGUGGAGAAGACGGUGAUGCCGUACAUCAGCACCACUCCGGCCCGGCUCAUCAACCCGUGCACGGGGAACCAGAACUGCACCAGCCCCUUCAGCUACAAGAACGUCCUGAACCUGACGAACGAGGGGGACGAGUUCAACCGCCUGGUCAGCCAGCAGCAGAUCUCGGGGAACCUGGACUCUCCGGAGGGGGGCUUCGACGCCAUCAUGCAGGUGGCGGUCUGCGAGGACCAAAUCGGCUGGAGGAACGUGACUCGUCUGCUGGUGUUUUCCACCGACGCCGGCUUCCACUUCGCUGGAGACGGCAAGCUGGGCGGCAUCGUGCUGCCCAACGACGGAAGGUGUCACCUGGAGAACAACAUGUACACCAUGAGCCACUACUACGACUAUCCCUCCAUCGCCCAUUUGGUCCAGAAACUGAGCGACCACAACAUCCAGACCAUCUUUGCCGUCACGGAGGAAUUCCAGCCCGUUUACAAGGAGUUGAAAAACCUCAUUCCUAAAUCGGCCGUCGGCACGCUGUCCUCCAACUCCAGCAACGUCAUCAAACUCAUCAUCGACGCUUACAACUCUUUGUCCUCCGAGGUGAUUCUGGAGAACGGCCGGCUGCCCGAAGGCGUCUCCAUGAACUACAAGUCCAUCUGUAAGAACGGCGUGGAGGCAAGCGGGGACAACGGCAGGAAGUGCUCCAACAUCUCCAUCGGCGACGAGGUUUCCUUCAAGAUUUCCAUCGAGUCCAAGAAGUGUCCGUCGCACGGCAAGGCGGAGAUCAUCAAGAUCAAACCCCUGGGCUUCAACGAGGAGGUGGAGGUCGUCCUGAACUUCAUCUGCGACUGCCAGUGCGCCGCCGAGGGGACGCCCGACAGCGACGUGUGCCACGAGGGCAACGGCACCCUCGAGUGCGGCGCCUGCAAGUGUAACGACGGGCGCAUCGGGCGCCUCUGCGAGUGCAGCAAAGAUGAGGUGCGCACGGAGGACCUGGACGCCAACUGCCGGAAAGACAACGGCACGGACAUCUGCAGCAACAACGGCGACUGCGUGUGCGGCACCUGCGAGUGCAGGAAGCGGGCUAACCCGGACGAGAUCCACACGGGCAAGUACUGCGAGUGUGACAACUUCAACUGCGACCGCUCCAACAACAAGCUGUGCGGAGGACACGGCCACUGCGACUGCAGGAAGUGCAUUUGCGACGCCAACUACACGGGCAGCGCGUGCGACUGCUCCCUGGAGACGCACACCUGCCUCGCCAAGAACGGGCAGAUCUGCAACGGCCGCGGCGUCUGCGACUGCGGCAGCUGCAAGUGCACCAACCUCAAGUUCCAGGGGCCCACCUGCGAGAUCUGCCCCACCUGCCCCGGCGUCUGCGCCGAGCACAAAGACUGCGUGCAGUGCCGGGCGUUCGAGGCCGGCGAGAAGAAGGAGACGUGCGAGCGCGACUGCAGCUACUUCCAGCUGAUCAAGGUGAAGGACCGCGACAUGCUGCCGCAGCCCACCGACCAGAGCUUCCCCCUGUCGCACUGCAAGGAGCGCGACGCCAACGACUGCUGGUUCUACUACACCUACGCCAUCCGGAACGACACCAAGGAGGUGUACGUGGUGGACACGCUGGAGUGCCCGGCGGGACCCGACAUCAUCCCCAUCGUGGCCGGCGUGGUCGCCGGCAUCGUGCUGAUCGGCCUCGCCCUGCUGCUCAUCUGGAAGCUGCUCAUGAUCAUCCACGACCGGCGGGAGUUCGCCAAGUUCGAGAAGGAGAAGAUGAACGCCAAGUGGGACACGGGGGAGAAUCCGAUCUACAAAAGUGCCGUAACAACCGUCGUCAACCCAAAGUACGAGGGCAAAUGAUGGAGCGUCGCCUUCCUUGUGACAACACUGUAUGGAAAGGAU
Molecule: messenger RNA, 2563 nt
Organism: Pseudoliparis swirei
Lineage: Eukaryota; Metazoa; Chordata; Actinopteri; Perciformes; Liparidae
Product: integrin beta-1-like
Exons: 16
Coding region: 122-2521 (799 amino acids)
Biological process (GO): cell adhesion mediated by integrin; cell-matrix adhesion; cell migration
Cellular component (GO): cell surface; focal adhesion; integrin complex
Molecular function (GO): collagen binding involved in cell-matrix adhesion; fibronectin binding; laminin binding
Source: RefSeq, a predicted model, not a curated record